AAGAAGAUUCUUCCCGGUUUGCAUUAUCGUUACGACUUGCGAAUUAAACCCCCCCGUAUUCAUUAGCUGGAGAUUUUUUUUUGAAGUGGCGUCUUUUCUUUGAAAUAAGAAGAAGUGUACUACACAUAACACAGUACACACAACGGGUGGAAGCGCUUCUAAGAACGUGGUUUUGGCGAUUUGUUACGGUUAUCACUGAAUACCUAUCCGGCAGUGAUGGGCAGCGCUUCUAAGUUUAUCAUGCUGCUUAGCACUCCAUUUCCCUUCCUCUGUUCCCGCCCUUCAACUCUCCGCCUCGCUCGCUACGCGAGGGUUUCUAUUGCUUGCUUCUCUUCCUCAGGUCACCAUAGCAGGUUGUCUUCGAACUCUCGCCCUCGGUUGGCGUCUCCAAUCAAGGUUUCUGAACAAAUUCACACGCAGACCAGUAGUAUCAGAGACGAUUAUGCUGACGAAUCAGUAGGGUUCUCGAGUUAUAGGGUUUCUCAUCCUUGGCUGGAGUGGUCGAAGCUGGUGGAGAAUCUCAAGGACAGGGGCUACUUUGAUUGUCAGAGUUCUUCACUUGAAAACAGCAAUAAAGAUGAGUUUUCGGUGUUUGAAGACCUGCCGGAGGAGUUCGUACGAGCUGCCAGUGCAUGUCUCUCUUUUGCUCGUGACAAGCCGGAUAUUUUAGGGUCGCUUUCUAGGAAGGAUAUGGAGGUUAUUGUUGAAAAUGGAUCACCGUUUCUAUUCAAAAACUCACUGGAGUCGGCAAGGCGGAUGAGGUCAUUCCUAGGCAGGAGCGGAAGCGAUGAGUUGGAAAUUGAGAGAGCAAACAUGGUUGACCUGAUGCGGUUUCUGUUGAGCUAUGCAUGCAAUCCUCUUGCUGGUUCAGAUGGGAACAAUCUCAAUAAUAGACAUGUUGUUGAAUCAUCUGUCCGUAAUCUGUUAAAAGAGUUGGCUAAUUUGAGUGGAGCUGUUCAAGAAUCAGACCUUUCUGGGUCAACUACUCGGCAGUUCUCAAAUGGGUACAGGCAGACCACAAGGCCUCUUGGGCAAAAUACUGAAAUGAAGAGAGGUGAUUGGAUUUGUCCAAAGUGCAGUUUCAUGAACUUUGCAAGAAACAUGAAAUGCCUAGAAUGCAACGAGGCAAGACCAAAGAGGCAGCUGACUGGUGGAGAGUGGGAGUGUCCUCAAUGUGCUUUCUUUAAUUAUGGGCGGAAUAUAGUAUGCCUAAGGUGUGACUGCAAGCGCCCUGAAGAGAUGUCAUUUGGCACCACUGGCCCCAGGUCUGGUUUGGGCUAUGGCGGUGGGACUAACCUUAACAAGGCUGAUAUUGAGAGCAAGCUGGCUACAGGUGAUGAGAAGGCAGAAAGAUGGUUCAGUAAUGUCUCUCAGCUCGACAACACCCCUGACCUUGGUGCUGCCACAGCUGAUGAAGAUUUUCCAGAAAUCAUGCCUUUGCGGAAAGGAGUCAACAGAUUUGUUGUAAGCACGAGAAAGACACCUCUAGAACGUAGGUUGGCAAAUGCUCAACACCGAAGGAACUUAGGUAAUGAACUCACUCCUGAGGGUGAUGGUUUUCAGACAGGUUUGGUUCCUGAAAGCACCAAGUCCAGUAAAUCAGAUGAUAAUCUGCUGCUUUCUGUAAAGCUAACAAACCAGACCGAGAGCAAGGGUGAUAAAGAAGAAGAAAAAUCUGAAAGGUGGUUUAAGAAGGUUUCCGAACUGCAUCGUUCUACAGGUUUGCCGAGUGCAAUGUCAGACAGAAACUUCCCAGAGAUCAUGCCGAAGCAUAAAGGGGAGAACCAAUUUGUGGUCAGUAAGGACAGUUCAUUCUUACCCAAAAAGAACGACAGUUCAUUAACCCCCCCAUACAGGAGGGGUAUGGCUAAGGAACAAUCAAGUAAUACUAACUUUGUCCGAUUUGUCCCUUUUCCACCUGAUUACUUUGCUAAAAAGGACACGCACACUGGAGCUUUGGCGGGCAAGACUGUGAGUGAAAAGUCCACUGUUGCUUCUGCAGCUGGGAAUAUUUCAAAUCCAUCUGAGAAGUUGAGUGAUAGCAGUGCUUCUCCCCAUGAUUGGGAAACCUCUAAAUCUGAGAAAUGGAUUGAUAACCGACAGACUAGUGGAGGGAAUUGGAAUGCAGAUUUUCCAAAGAAGAGCUUCAGUGAGAGGAAGACAGAUACUGUUUGUGGGGCUGCAACCACAGGAAACUCAACACAACUACUACCUGGUAAUCCGCAAACUGGUGGUAGAGAAAGUUGGAACAGUGGAUCUUGGAGGAAUGGCACAGAAGGAUCCACGAAUUUGACAGACAACCCAGCACAGCCGCUUGAGGAUCCCCCGAAUUAUAGAGAUAGUUUGACCAGGGGAGUUUUGGGAAAGAGUUUGGAGGGGUCUUGUGUAACUGAACCAGAUCCACUUGACAUGUCACAAGAGGCAAAAGAACAGAGAUGGUUCAGGCGGGUCCAACAGAUCAAGGACAUCUCCGAGCUGAGCAAUAUCCCCGAUGAAGACUUCCCAGAGAUAAUGCCAAUGAGGAAAGGGGUAAACAGGUUUGUUGUGAGCAAAAGGAAGACACCGUUAGAGAGAAGGUUGACAUCUCCUCAAUACAGAAGGAAUCUUCCAAUUAUUAACUCUGAUCCAGUGAAGGAGAAUGAUGCGAGCUGAAAUAUUGGUAGUGUUGUUAUACUUGAAUGAUUUUGCCCUAUUACGUUAUCUGCUUAGAAUGCAUUAUUCAUUUUCUUUCCAAACGGAGCCCUGAAAAAUAAUACAUCUAAAGGCUUGAUGUAUGGAAAUUUUGUUGUAGGGAUACAUACCGGAUUUUGGAUUAUUGAUGUGAACAUGAUUGGAAGACUACAGUAAUUAUAUGAUCUAGACUAGUAAUUAUAUGAUC
Nelumbo nucifera (sacred lotus) is the source of this 2878-nucleotide messenger RNA. It is a transcript of the gene VAR3, whose product is annotated as zinc finger (Ran-binding) family protein. Gene Ontology annotation, cellular component: cytoplasm. Lineage: Eukaryota; Viridiplantae; Streptophyta; Magnoliopsida; Proteales; Nelumbonaceae. Gene Ontology annotation, molecular function: mRNA binding. The record is from RefSeq and is a predicted model, not a curated record.